CUCCGCCUGCCGCAUCCGCCACCGUUUCGCUCCUCCUCCUCCUCCUCCUCCCUCAGGUUGCAAGAAAGGAAGGAUCGAUUGUCUUCUUCCUACGCAGCGCUUCCCUACUCCCUUUACUUUGCGUGAAACAAUAGGAAUUUCUUCGAAUUGCAAAUGGAGGCCAUUGCUCGCACUGCUAUGUAUCCUCAGUACCGCUGCAAAAACAUAUACCUGGUGAGGCAUGCUCAAGGUAUUCAUAAUGUGGAAGGCGAAAAGGAUCAUAGUGCCUACAUGUCGCCUGCGCUGCUUGAUGCUCACAUUACCCCUUUGGGUUGGAGCCAAGUUGAUAGCCUGCGAGAACAUGUGACAAAAUGUGGACUAGACAAAAAGAUUGAGCUGGUUAUUGUUUCCCCUCUAUUGAGGACUAUGCAAACUGCAGUGGGGGUCUUUGGUCAUGGGAGCAAUACUGAUGAAGCAAGUGCAUCACCAUUAUUAAUGGUAGAAGGUGCUGGACACAGUGGACAUAAGGCUAUUUCAAGUUUGAACUGCCCACCAUUUCUUGCAGUUGAGGCCUGCAGGGAGCGCUUGGGUGUUCAUCCCUGUGACCGGAGGAGCAGCAUUACAAAAUAUCGUGCUCUCUUUCCUGCCAUUGAUUUUUCCUUGAUAGAGAACAAUGAAGAUGUUCUUUGGGAACCAGAAGUCAGAGAAACAAUUGAAUCUGUUGCUGCCAGGGGCAUGAAGUUUAUUGACUGGUUAUGGACAAGAGAAGAAAAAGACAUAGCUAUUGUCACCCACAGUAGUUUUUUGGAUUUCACUUUAAACAUGUAUGGUAAAGAGUGCCAUCCAGCCAUAGCAGAGGAACAGAGGAAGCGCUUUGCCAAUUGUGAACUUCGCUCAAUGGUGUUGGUCGAUGUAAGUAAGCUUGGAUCAGGAACCCAUACUUGUAAUUUCUCUGGGAAGAUACCAUUCGGACUUGAUCUUCCUAGUGAUGUUGUGGACAAGAAGUGAGCUAGAGCACCAGCCUGCAUUCGAGGCGGUCUCCUCAAGUUUUUCUUUUGGAAGUGAAGAACAGUUUGUAACAAUAUUGGAAUGGCCUUUAAAGUGACCAAAGCGCAAGUGAAGCUAGAAGAUUAUAUAUAAAGGCACACAAGAAGAAGUGGAUUUGGAGAUUACCUGAAGUCAAUAGUGGAUUGAUCCAUAUUAUUUGCUUUUUAGAAGAUCCAUAUAAACAUGUAUAUGUGCUUUGAUUGGUUGGCAUGCAUGACUAUGUGUUAGCAAUGGCCUAUGUGCCUCACUACAAGAAAUAUGUCAACUUGUGACCU
Molecule: messenger RNA, 1301 nt
Organism: Triticum aestivum (bread wheat)
Lineage: Eukaryota; Viridiplantae; Streptophyta; Magnoliopsida; Poales; Poaceae
Product: phosphoglycerate mutase-like protein 1
Exons: 12
Coding region: 154-987 (277 amino acids)
Cellular component (GO): cytoplasm
Molecular function (GO): phosphatase activity
Source: RefSeq, a predicted model, not a curated record